AUGGAACGUGAACGUGACAGGGCCUCCAGUUCUAUAAAUUGCCCGCCUUUGUUUGAUGGUGAAGACUAUUCACAAUGGAAGAUUAUGAUGAGGGCUUUUCUCUACUCUCAAGAUAAAAACAUGUGGAAUGUUGUUGAAAGUGGAUGGGAACACCCAACCAAGUCGGAGGAGUCAAAGAAAGUGGAAGGGUCAUUUGCAAGAAUUCUUAAACCUAGAAAGGAAUGGACAGAAGAGGAAGUUCGUAACAGAAAUUGUGAUUUUAAGGCUAGAAAUUCACUAUUCACAGCCUUGUCCAAAAAGGAGAGAAUGAGAAUUAGCCAUUGUGACACAGCCAAAGAAGCUUGGGAUUUGCUUCAAGUCACGUAUGAAGGAAACAAGAAGGUUAGAGGUCAGAAGCUUCAAAGACUUGUAUUAGAAUUUGAAAACAUGACCAUGGAGGAAGAUGAAUCGGUUGAUGACUUUCAUGCUCGACUUCUCAAUGUUACUAGCCAAUGCCGCAGCCUUGAUGAUCCAUUUGAGGAGCACCGAAUUGUCAAGAAGUUUCUCGGGGCUCUUCCCUCAAAAUUCCAAGCCAAGCAGAUUGCCAUUGAGGAAGCUCAAGACCUUGACACUUACACUUUAGAUGAAUUGGUAGGAAAUCUCAAAACUUUUGAGAUGCGACUCAAGCCUGAAAAGAAGGGAAAGUCCAAGUCUCAAGACUGGAACAAGGAGCAUGAGGAGCUUAUUAACAAAAUAAAGGAAGAAUUAUUGAGGGUCAAGGAGAGCUUUAACAAAUUCUCUAUAGGGUCUGAAAAGGUCUCUAAGAUGAUGGGAAUUGGCAAAGCCUAUGGUAAUAAGGAAGGAUUAGGAUAUAAUGGUGAGUCGUGCAAACCUUUGAUUUUUGUAAAAAGUGUGGAAAGUGAGAGCUCAUCAAGCAAUUCACAAAGCUCUAGUGACAAACCAUCUGGCUCCAAGUUGGUAGAACGAACAGAACCUCAUAGAGUCAUUCAUUCACAUCAGAAAAAUCUUUCGGUAAGUUCUGACAAGCACACAAAUUUGCGUCAGCCUAGGUAUGUUCCCAACCCCAAAAAUUUCAUUCUUACUUGUCAUUAUUGUGGAAAAUUAGGACAUAUACGUCCUAGGUGCAACAUGCUUCGUAGGGUCACUCAAAAUCAGAGAAGAACAUUGAGAUUUAAUUCACCUGCCUCGCUGCAAGCUGAGUUGAAAGAAGGUCUGAACCUGAUAGCCAUGAUUGCAAAGCUGGCUUCAAUCCCCGUGGAUCUGGAAACGAAAACAAAACAGACUUGGGUUAAGAAAGGACCCAAAUGCUUCUCAACUAAGAUUGAUAAUUUUGACAUAUCUUCUGAAUGUAUUGAUGCAACGUGUUUGCUCUCAUCUUACAGUUCCAACAAUGAGUUUGAACAUGUGGAAGCCACUUGUCUUGUGGCCUUGACUGCACUUGCAGAUAAGAAAAGUGAUGUUUGGUACGUUGAUAACGGUUGCUCAAGACACAUGACCGGUGAAAAGAGUUGGUUUGUGUCCUUUUCCAGUGAGUUUACAAGUGGAUCAGUCACUUUUGGAGAUGGAAAAAAGGCAACGGUAACGGGUAAGGGAACUGUAAAUACUCCAGGUAUUCCUAAUCUCCAAAAUGUCUUGUUUGUUGAAGGACUUCAUGCAAAUCUCAUAAGUGUUAGUCAAUUAGCUGAUGAUUAUGAGGAUGUAAAUUUCAAUAAAACAAGAUGUAUUGUUACUGAUAAUAAUGGCAAAAAUAUUAUGGGUGGUUUGCGCUCUAAAGAUAACUGUUAUCAUGUACAUGCUAAUAAAUCUGUUGAAGUACAGACAUGUUUGAAAGCCAAGACAUCAGAUGAUGUUCUUGAACUCUGGCAUAGGCGUCUGGGGCAUGUAAAUUUUCAAGACUUGCUGAAACUUUCACACAAGGAAAGUGUAAGAGGUAUGCCUUCUCUGAGUGGCAAGCCAGACAAGAUGUGUGAUGGUUGCAAGGCAGAGAGAAGAGUGAUACUUUUGAAAGCUUGUGAUACUUUUGAAAGCUUGAAGGGAUUGUGCAAAAGAAUAACAAAUGAAAAACAUUCUACAAACUUGUGCAUUGUUAGAGUUAGGACUGACAAUGGAACUGAAUUUAAGAAUGCUUUGUUUGCUAAUUUUUUCCUUGAGCAUGGAAUUGCGCAUGAGUUUUCAGCUCCAAUUACCCCACAACAGAAUGGUGUAGUUGAAAGAAAGAACAGGGUAUUGCUAGAUAUGGGAAGAGUGAUGCUACAUUCAGCUGGACUUACUCCAAAGCUUUGGGCCGAAGCAAUUAGCACUGCUUGCUAUACUGCAAACCGUGCAUUCUUGAGACCAGGUACUAACAAAACUCCAUAUGAGCUAUGGAAAGGUAAGAAACCCAAUGUAAGUCAUCUUCGUGUUUUUGGCUCUCCUUGCUAUAUUUAUAGAGAUAGAGAAUAUCUUGGAAAAUUUGAUGCUAGGAGCGAUAAAGGCAUAUUUCUUGGUUAUUCUUUAGAUAGUAGAGCUUACAGGGUGUACAACAAGUGA
This is a messenger RNA of Rosa chinensis, 2529 nucleotides long. RefSeq lists its product as uncharacterized. Bases 1 to 2529 code for a protein of 842 amino acids. Gene Ontology annotation, biological process: DNA integration. The record is from RefSeq and is a predicted model, not a curated record. The transcript is spliced from 4 exons. Lineage: Eukaryota; Viridiplantae; Streptophyta; Magnoliopsida; Rosales; Rosaceae. Gene Ontology annotation, molecular function: nucleic acid binding; zinc ion binding.